Pneumocystis jirovecii RU7 is the source of this 540-nucleotide messenger RNA. RefSeq lists its product as uncharacterized. Gene Ontology annotation, cellular component: mitochondrial large ribosomal subunit. Lineage: Eukaryota; Fungi; Ascomycota; Pneumocystomycetes; Pneumocystales; Pneumocystaceae. Bases 1 to 540 code for a protein of 179 amino acids. The record is from RefSeq and is a predicted model, not a curated record. Gene Ontology annotation, molecular function: structural constituent of ribosome. The transcript has a single exon.
AUGGUAUUGAAAAUUCAUUGCAAAUAUUCUUUUUUAAGAAGAUGGGCUUCAUCUGGUCCUCAUUCUACAAAACAUCCUCGAUGCCGUAUACCAAAGUCAAAACCAAUCCCAGAGGGAAUAUUAUUACAAACAGAAUCAAAUUCAUCUCUUUUUUAUAAUCCUCCAGCAUCUCCUCCUGAUUAUAGAGUAACGCCUUAUUCUUUUCUUCCAGACACAGUUAAAAAGUUAAAUGAAAAGCCUGUUUUUCAUGGAACAUUACCACCACCAUUAUCGCCGAUUAAGCAAAAAAAGUAUCAUUUAAUUGAUGAAGAUAUAAAGCAAAUAAAAAUAUUAAGAGAAAAUGGAAUGAGUCGUUCUAAUAUAGCAAAAAAAUUUAAUGCAUCACGGUUUUUUGUUGGAAUGGUUGCUCCAUUAAGUAAAGAAAAAGUAGAUGAGAUUAAACGAAAGCAUCAAGAAAUUAAGGAACAAUGGAGUGAUCGUAAAAAAGAAAUAAUGAUGAACCGAAUGAAAAGAAGAAAGCUGUGGGGAAAAGAGUAUUAG